UCAAGCAAUCUAGCCGUGACCCAGAAGCUGGUGCAGGCCUGCCAGAUCAUGCAGUACGAGGCCCGCGAGAUCAUGAUUGUCGAAGGGGCGCAGUCGGCAUGCGUCCACUGGAUCCUCAAGGGCAGCUGCCGAGCCCUGAAGAAAGUCAAGUUUGUGAAGCGCGAGACCGGGACGAUCAUCGGCGGCGGCAAAAAGUACUCCCUGGUGGCAUACACGGAUGGCAUGCCUCUGGAGGAGACAGACGAAGUGGUCGAGCAAAUGCUGUGUGCGAUGGAAUUGACCCCGGGCUCCCUCUACCCAGAGUUCCCGCGAUACAAACACUACAGCAACCAAGAGAGCAGUAUUCAGAUGGCCCUCUCGGACGAGGAGCGCAACAUCAACAAGCUUGAGCUCAUCGCCCGGCUUACCUACGAGGAUCCGGACGACCAGGCCCUGGGCUCGUACUAUUCCAUAGUCGCAAAUACCAAGUGCGAAAUCGCUGUGAUGUCUCGGGUCGACUAUGUGCGUCUGGCGUCAAACGAGAUGGUCAAGUCGGUCCUGAUGGAUCGCGAGAGCUACAUCGUACCAGUACAGCGGUUGCAGGACGUGUUUUUGGAGAAGCGGAACUGGGACAUGUACAAGCGCAAGGUGGUUGCCGGUUUGGUCUCAGGGGGCAAAUGACGACAGCCCAAGCCAUCCCCCCGCCUGCCUUGAUUCAUGCGUUCAUGGGAUGUCCAAACGGGAGGUUGACGGCCGCGGUCUCAGCCGGGAUCAGCUGCGAUGCAGACAGCAUCAUUCAGAGCCAAUAUAUAUGUGCAGAAGCGGGUCGUG
Polychytrium aggregatum is the source of this 810-nucleotide messenger RNA. RefSeq lists its product as uncharacterized. Bases 49 to 660 code for a protein of 203 amino acids. The record is from RefSeq and is a predicted model, not a curated record. Lineage: Eukaryota; Fungi; Chytridiomycota; Chytridiomycetes; Polychytriales. The transcript has a single exon.